This is a messenger RNA of Limanda limanda (common dab), 4731 nucleotides long. RefSeq names its product SH3 domain and tetratricopeptide repeat-containing protein 1. Gene Ontology annotation, molecular function: protein binding. The record is from RefSeq and is a predicted model, not a curated record. NCBI's taxonomy places the organism in Eukaryota, Metazoa, Chordata, Actinopteri, Pleuronectiformes, Pleuronectidae. The transcript has 20 exons. Bases 71 to 4054 code for a protein of 1327 amino acids.
AUAGCGGGAGACAUUUGCCGCAGAAAGUUUUCUGUACACGGACAGCAGCAAGAGCAAGUGAGAAGAAAUCAUGUCGAAAUCAACCCGACACAGAAGAAUGGAUGCUGCAAGCCUGAAGGGAACUCCAUCAACAUGUGAGGAAAACUUCCCAAAUGUUCUGCCUGUGCAGCUCGAUGUGGUCAUGGGUCCUGAGCGUCGUCCUGCAAAUGAAAAGUUUAAAGAAAUGUUGCAAGGGAAACUGCGCAUUCUGCAGGUUGACAGCACCGAGGUCAACGCUCUAUUCAUGGAGUUGUCUGCUCAUGUCAUCUCCAUCAAUAGUGAGGAAAAUGUUAUAUUUGUAAGAUUCCAAACAUUUGAAGAGAUAUGGAAGUUCACCACAUAUUAUACAACAGGUUUCCUCGGUCAGUGUAUGGAGAAUUUGUUGUUAGAUGAGGAGUUCUGGCUAAGGUCUUUGGAGGAGGACGUUACUAUUGCCGUUUCCAUUCAGGAGGAAACACUGAAUCUUAUCUACAAAGGCAUCCUCAUGCAAGAUGGUUCUUUGUUCGCUAUUUGUUGUGCCAACCAAAUGUUUGAUAGCUCUACAUCUGGAAGAGACCUGCACUUGGAGCGGGGUGACAUAGCUCACUUUGAGCCUCCCUUCUUGGGCUCAGGCUGGACCGUUCUAUGCCUAUCUGAUGGAGCCCGGGGAACUGCACCCAGACCCAAUCUGGAGCCAGUUAUUCCUUUUCACCAAUGGUUUCUCAAAUCUUGUGCUGAGAGCAUUUUAGUUGGAGAUGGGAAACCUGCCUGUGACUUCCCUCUGCAGUUUGCCAGAGGAACGUGUCUGGCCACAGUGGAGUAUCAUGCUGAAGGCCCCUAUGAGCUGAGCAUGGCACCAGGUGAUCACAUCGUCAUUGUGGGACUCCUGGUGUCUUGUUUUGACUGGUUCACAGGAAGGAAGGAGGCGACAGGGGAAGUGGGUCUGGUCAAGACAAGCCUAGUAAAACCAUUAACUGACAUUUAUGGCUCAGCAAAUGUAGUUUUGGAGGAAGCGGAAGAGGAAGGGAUGUUCUACAGUCUGCAAGAGGAGAAAGUCAUAGAGGACGCAAUUGCCUUAUUGAAGAAGAAAACUCAAAAUGACACUGGUCAUAACUAUAAACUGGAUAUUGUCCGUGGCCAAGACUCUGAAAAUAUGCCAUCAUUGAACUCUUCAUGUCAAGUUGAUCCUCAGCAGACUGAUCUGAAGAGAAAUAUGCAGAGGAUUCUGGAUCAAGGAAAAGACUCAUCAGAUUUCAUUGUGACCAUGAACAGGACCUUAGAGGAUUCAGUCGCACCUACAGAGGCAAAAGACCCAACCCCUCCCUGUUUCACUGUUUACCCAACUGUGGAGGGAAACAACACUGAGAUCUUCAUCCCGCUCUUCUCUUUUUUGGAGGGACAAGAAUGCAAAGUAGAGUUUAGUGUCCUUUACGGACUGAGUUCAGAGCUCCUCGCUUCCACUGCCUUCUCCGGUCACUCUGACGAGGAAGAUCUGAUUUCCUUUCUGGCUGUUGCCAGGGAAGCAGCCAGGAGAAAGCGACUCUUUUGGUCACAGACUCGUUUGUGCUUCCUGUUAGGUAAGCUCUGUGCUGGGAGGUCAAAGUUCAGCCAGGCUCGGGUUUACUUUGAGGAGGCCCUCAGUGUUCCACAAGAAGGCUUCAGGGACCUUAAACUGUUGGGAAGCAUUUACUCUAACCUGGCUACCAUAUACCAUUUGCAGAAAAAUAAUGAAAGUUUCUUUUCUAUGAUGGAGCGACUUGCUGCCUUACAAUUAGGAAUCCCUGGCUGCCUGGACAGCUUAGAGGACAACGCUGUACUUAAAUACAUCCUCAAGAAAGCUGUUGUCUCUCACAACAAAAUGGCGGAGGCCUGGGCUUGUUAUCUUAUGGCAAAGUACCACUGGGCUGAGAGCUCUGGAAGGGCUCAAGUUGUCCCAUAUCUUGAGAGACUUCUCGUUCUCUCUACUGAAGCUCAAAGACCUAAGACAUUUUCAGUCAGUAAUGGAUACUUGACCUUGGCAAGGUUGUACAGUGAACUCUGCCUUCUCCACCUCAGUGUCAGUUCAGCCAGGAGAGCUUCUCUUGAGCCAUCUGCCAAACUGAGUGACUGUCUUAACAGCAUGGUCCUGGUCCUGGAUAAUUACAACAAACUGUACGGGAUCACAGAACAGGAAGCCUCCAUCCCACCUGAAGUGGCUCCAUUUUUACACCAAGCCCUCUCUUUAAUCAAAGCCCAAGGAGGAGGCAGGAACCAAUACCACGUUUUGAGCCACCAACUUACUGUUUGUCUCUGCCAACUUUUUUACAAACACAAAAUGGUUGAGUGCGCAAUCCAACAAAUGCACAUUCUUAUAAACAACACUCCGCCUUUACAUAUUGUUCCCAUCUCUGUGUCGGAGAGAAGCAAAGCCCUUAUCUGGCUGGCAUGGCUUCACAUUGACAACAGCCAGCCCAAUUUUGCAUUGGAUAUACUAGACUCCGUCCUCUCUUCCACACCAGAACACUGCACAACCCCUCUGGAAGGUGUACUCCAUAACAUGCGUGGUGUGGCGCUUCGAUGUACGGGUGACCUCCAGAGGGCAGCAGAGAGCUACCAGGCUGCAGCUGACAUCUGCCAAGAGUAUGAGGACCUUUCAAACUGGGCCGUCACUCAGGCCAACCUCGGGCUGUUGUGUCUGAAGGCUGGAGCUAAAAGACUUGCACAGGGGCACUUGAUUGAGGCUGUGCAGCUCUUCUCAGGGCUGGAUGAAGAAGGGCAUGAGGCGAACUUCAUCACAGUGCUGCUUGAGCUGGGGGAUCUCUAUUUGAAGCAGCAGCAGAUACACUAUGGGAAAGGAUGCUUUGAGUGGGCUCUGUUGGUGGCUAUCAAUGCUAACCUGUUAGAUUAUCAACUCACUGCAACCCGAAAAUUGUGUCAUCUUUAUGGGUGUGAGAGUCCAGACCAGGCACAGUUUAUCAUCUACAGUGAGCACCAGGUCCAGCUGCUGAGACACACAGGAGACAGACAGCAGGAGGGAGAGGCACUGGAGGCCAUCAGCCAGCUCUUCCUCUCUCUGGGCACAGAAAGCGAUGUUUUCAGGGCGUACCAGUCAGCUCUUGACUAUACCAAGAUCAGUCUGGGAAUUUUCAUCGACCUGGGCUGCAGGGAGAAAGAGGCACAUGGCUGGUUGCAGGCCGGGAAGAUAUACCACCUGCUGGGACAGACUGAACUGGUGGACCUUUAUGUUCAGGUAGCUCAGGAUGUCGCCCUAAGAACAGGAGACACCACUUUCAUCCUCCAGCUUCUGGAAGCUGCAGGAGACAUUUUCUUCAACAGCUGCCACAGCAAGAAUAAGGCUACGAUCUUCUACAGGGACCAUGCUAUGCCCAUCGCAGUGAAGAGCAGCAGUGUUCGUACCAGGCUGAGAUUGUGUAAUAAACUGACUGAAGUGAUGCUCAGUCUAAAGCUGUAUGGGGAAGCUGUUGAAUUUGCUCAGACUGCACUGGACAUCAGUAUCACUCUGGGUGAGCGUCUGAAUGAGCGCGUGGCCUACCACCGCCUGGCCUCUCUGUACCACUGUCUGGAGCAGUAUGAACUGGCUGAACACUAUUACCUGAAGACUCUGACCCAUUGUCCGACACCUUUGCAGUUUGAUGAGGAAACACUGUACUAUGUCAGGGUCUACCAGACACUAGGGGACAUCAUGUUCUAUGACCUUAAGGAGAUGGGGUCAGGGCACGAACAGCUGUUGCUGCACACGGAAGUUCGCUGGCUUUCCAGGGGGCGGGUGUUACAACGGCUAUAUGAGCUGCGAGAGGAGGACCCAUUUGAUGCUGCAGGCUACUACCACUUGGCUCUGGCUGCAGCCAUGGACCUGGGCAACAAGCGGGCUCAGCUGAAGCUCUGCACACACCUCGCCACCAUCUACCACAAUUUCCUUAUAGACCGGGAGCUGUCUCUAUUCUUUUACCAGAGGGCAAGAGGAUUCGCUGCAGAGCUGAAUGUGAGAAGGAUUGACAUUUCAUCAGAUAAGCAUUUUAGCAGUAUCUCACAGUAAAAGACCACUUGUGAUGAUCAGAAGAAAAACUAACAUUUUGCCAGAUGUCACACAAGAAGUUGAAGCUCAGGUGAUUUUCUUUCUGAAAAUCUUAUUCAGUGUAAAUUUUUAAGAGCCUCCAUGGAGAUGAUGAAUAUGAUGAUCGCUUAGUUAUCCAUUUUAAUUGCUAACUGCAUUGUACUGUUUGCAAAUACGAUUCAGACAACGGGUUUGGAAAAUUGUGUCUGCAUUUAUUAAAUUGUCUAAGAUCAUAGUAGAUGUUUUCAUAGUGCUAAAGAGAAUAGCAUUUUGUUUUGUUCCAAUUGUCAGAGGUUUCAUUUUGAGCACAAUUUAAAAAAUCUGAGACUACUACUGUAUGUUGUUUGGUAACUGUCUUAAAACCACAUCAUCUUCCCUGAUUCCUUACACAAAUUUACCCUCAUGUUAUUUUGAUUUAGCUUUGCAAACAACUGUGAGCUCUUGCAAUUUUCUCUCACCAUAGAUCUUUGCAUCAUGCAAACUGGUUCUAUACAACUUGACUAGAUGAGCUAUUUUGUUUGAUAAUAGCGAUGCCUAAAUCAGUAUGUCUAAAUGCACUGAAGGAUGUUCAUGAAUUUUAACAUUGUGAUGUAAAGCCUUGAUUUAAAAUGCUCUUAGACUUAAAGUUGAUCAAAAGGAGGAUAAAGACUUGGACAUUU